AAAAAAAUACUAUUUACUUUACUACAUAAAAUAAUAAAAUAUGCUAAAUCAUUAAAUAAGCAAAUAAGCAGAUCGUCACUGUAUUAUUUCAAUUGGAAUAUUUUAAUUAUAACCUCCACAAUUAAUCAUGAAAAUUAUUUUGAGAGUAUUCUAGCAACCAUCAAACUGUACUAUGUUUCAUCCAUUUAUCGUUUAAAAAUUUCUCUUCCUUUAGCAGUUAAGUUUAUAAAUUUCUAUUUAAUAGUACUAUUGAAAUGUAAAUUCGUUACCAACUCUAAAUAUUUUUGA
This is a messenger RNA of Rhizophagus irregularis DAOM 181602=DAOM 197198, 288 nucleotides long. The record is from RefSeq and is a predicted model, not a curated record. NCBI's taxonomy places the organism in Eukaryota, Fungi, Glomeromycota, Glomeromycetes, Glomerales, Glomeraceae.